Messenger RNA from Megachile rotundata (alfalfa leafcutting bee), 733 nucleotides. RefSeq names its product protein FAM136A. Lineage: Eukaryota; Metazoa; Arthropoda; Insecta; Hymenoptera; Megachilidae. The record is from RefSeq and is a predicted model, not a curated record. Gene Ontology annotation, cellular component: cytoplasm.
CUAAUCUAACCUAUAUUUUGUAUACACAACAUAUAGCACUAUAUAACUUUGUACGAAGCCGGGUAGUUAAUUUUAGUUUAAUUAUAUAUUAAUAAGAAUUUAAAAAGUUUAAAUACAAAAUGCUUGAAAAACAACAAAAACGAUAUGAAGAUGAGACGAAUAAAAUAGUCGAAGAGAUCAAUAAACCAAUGAGAAAAUUGCAGGGUGAUGCAUAUAGAUGUGCAGCAACUUGUUGUGAUAAUGAAAGUUAUAAUAUGCAAAAUGUAAAGGACUGUGUAAAUAACUGCACAAAUCCAUGGGAUAAAGCACAAAGAUAUGUUGGUGAAGAACUUGAAAGAGUGCAGAAUCGAUUGCAAAGAUGUUUUAUGGAUUGCUACGAUAAAAUAAAAGAUCAGGUUGGACCAAAUCCAUCACAGCGCGAGAUGGAUAUGUACAAAGAGCAGAUGGAUAAAUGCUCCACUAAAUGUAUAGAUAGUUAUUGUGAAUUGUUACCUUCUUUAGAAAAAAGAAUGAAAGAAGUUUUGUCCGAAAGGAAGUACGAAUAGGAAUAGUAAUAAAAUUAAUACUUCCAUACUGUACAAAUAUCAGAUUUAUUCAAUACCAACUUGCCAAUAGAGAUGCAGCAUUGCUACUAAAUAUGCAGUUGCUACUGCUACUAGAUGCAUUUUUUUCUUAAGUGCAAACCACUAGACUUUUUUUAUGUAAAUGAAUUCUUCUUAUCACCUGUACAUAA